Molecule: messenger RNA, 2767 nt
Organism: Hevea brasiliensis (rubber tree)
Lineage: Eukaryota; Viridiplantae; Streptophyta; Magnoliopsida; Malpighiales; Euphorbiaceae
Product: vacuolar protein sorting-associated protein 52 A
Exons: 20
Coding region: 408-2486 (692 amino acids)
Biological process (GO): Golgi to vacuole transport; endocytic recycling; retrograde transport, endosome to Golgi
Cellular component (GO): GARP complex
Molecular function (GO): syntaxin binding
Source: RefSeq, a predicted model, not a curated record
GCGCUUCAAAUGUUAUUUACUUCCUCAGCCAAAAGUGCUCCGCAUCACUUCUUUCCAAGCUACCCAGACUGAUAAAAAAAAGGAGGGAGAAACCAGUUCCGUUGAAGGCGAUUUACGACCGAUCUAGUUGGCAAGAACACCCGCAUCCGCAUCACCAGACGCUGAUUCAAUUCAAGUGAGCUUGACCACGGUCACAACUAAAAACCGUGAAUGGAGAGAGAAAGGGAAGACACAAGGACUGCUGUACACGAUUCCAAACGCUGAGAAAAGGAUUCCAAACGCCGGAAACGACCGAUCUAGAUUCCAAACCGUCAAUACAGAGGGAAAGGGAAGAUCCAAGGCAGCUUACUUCUCAAUAUUUGUUUUGAACUUGAUCCUGCUCCAUCAGGGGUCAAUAUCGAGGUGUCAUGAAUUAUACGCCGAGAAAUGUGUUUGAUUUAGGUGCGUUUGUUGGGGACCUAACUGUUGAGGAGGACGCCAGCAGUGAUGAAAUCUCAUUGGAAGGACUUGAGCAAGAGUUGCAAGAAUGCAAAAAUGAUGAUGUCGUUGCAAACAUACUGUCUAAAGGCAUAACAUUAAGAGACCAUACAAAGGGGGUUGAGAACAAUUUACGACAAGUUGAAUUAGACUCAAUUCAGGAUUACAUAAAAGAAAGUGAUAAUCUAGUGUCUCUUCAUGAUCAAAUUCGUGACUGUGACAGCAUUUUAUCACAGAUGGAAACACUUCUUAGUGGAUUUCAGGCUGAGAUUGGUUCUAUAAGUUCAGAUAUCAAGAUUCUCCAGGAAAAGUCUAUGGAUAUGGGUUUGAAACUGAAGAAUCGCAAGGUCGCUGAAUCAAAACUGGCAAAAUUUGUUGAAGACAUUAUUGUCCCUCCUCGAAUGGUAGACAUAAUUGUCGAUGGAGAGGUCAAUGAAGAGUAUUUGAGAACUCUUGAGAUUCUUAGUAAGAAGCUGAAGUUCGUUGAAGUGGAUCCUUUGGUUAAUGGCUCAAAAGCUCUGAAAGAUGUGCAGCCUGAGCUUGAAAAGCUUAGGCAGAAAGCUGUUUCUAAGGUCUUUGAGUUCAUUGUUCAGAAGCUUCAUGCACUGAGAAAACCCAAAACAAAUAUUCAGAUUCUUCAACAGAGUGUUCUUUUAAAAUACAAGUAUGUCAUUUCCUUCCUCAUGGAACAUGGCAAGGAGAUAUAUACCGAGGUUCGUGGAGCAUACAUUGACACAAUGAACAAGGUUUUAAGUGCUCAUUUCCGUGCUUAUAUUCAAGCCUUGGAGAAACUACAGUUAGAUAUAGCAACAUAUAGUGAUUUGAUUGGCGUGGAGACCAGAAGCAGUGGCCUUUUUUCAAGACCAAGAGAACCACUAAAGAAUCGUUCAGCAGUUUUUGCUUUGGGGGAGAGGAUUAAUAUUUUAAAGGAAAUUGAUCAACCAGCAUUGAUUCCUCAUAUAGCUGAAGCCAGCUCCCAAAAGUAUCCUUAUGAGGUCCUCUUCAGGAGCUUGCACAAGUUGCUAAUGGAUACUGCAACUUCUGAGUAUCUUUUCUGUGAUGAUUUCUUUGGGGAAGAAUCUAUAUUUUAUGAAAUUUUCACAGGUCCGCUUGCUGUUGUUGAUGAACACUUCAAUUCAAUACUUCCUAAUUGUUAUGAUGCCAUAGGCCUCAUGCUUAUGAUUCGCAUCAUACAUCAUCAUCAGCUCAUUAUGUCUCGGCGGCGGAUUCCAUGCUUGGACUCAUAUUUGGAUAAGGUCAAUAUCUCUUUAUGGCCUCGUUUUAAGAUGGUAUUUGACUUGCACCUUAGCAGCCUGCGGAAUGCAAAUGUGAAGACAUUGUGGGAAGAUGAUGUUCAUCCUCAUUAUGUCAUGAGGCGUUAUGCAGAAUUUACUGCAUCUCUUAUUCACCUUAAUGUUGAAUAUGGAGAUGGGCAGCUUGAAUUGAACUUGAAAUGGCUGAGAAUGGCUGUUGAUGAUUUGCUCAUCAAGCUUGCUAAAACAUUCCCAAAGCCAAAACUACAAAUUGUGUUUCUCAUAAACAACUAUGAUAUGACAAUUUCUGUGCUGAAGGAAGCUGGUCCAGAAGGUGGGAAAAUUCAAAUGCACUUUGAGGAACUGCUGAAAAGCAAUACAGCCUUAUUUGUGGAAGAGCUGCUACUAGAGCAUUUUAGUGACCUCAUCAAGUUCGUCAAGACCCGAGCCUCGGAGGAUCCAAAUUCAAGUUCUGAGAAGCCCAUAACUGUUGCUGAAGUUGAGACAAUUGUAAAAGAUUUUGCAAGUAGAUGGAAAGCUGCAAUAGAGCUGAUGCAUAAAGAUGUUAUCACUUCUUUCAGUAACUUCUUAUGUGGUAUGGAGAUCCUGAGGGCUGCACUGACCCAGCUCCUGCUAUAUUAUACUAGGCUGUCAGAUUGCAUAAAGAGGAUUGUUGGUGGGUCUGUACUGAACAAGGACCUUGUGUCCAUUUCAUCAAUCAUGUAUGAGAUCAGGAAAUACUCAAGAACUUUCUAGAUUACUAUUUUUAUAUCGCAAGUAUCUUUGUUAUGAAUUAGAUGAAAGUCACCCAUGUUCAGUCCAGUCUGUUAUAUGUAGACUUUGGAGGGUAUCAGGCAACAAAAACAGCACAAAGAUCGAAGUUUCCACACACUGAAGCAAGUAGGUUGGAGUAUAAUGAAAUAGAGAGUGUUCCAGAAACGUGUAGUUUCUGAUUUCCCUUUGUUUUUAGCUGCAAAUGCAUCUUUCAUAUUCUUUGAUGUGAUUUGACAGCUUAAUUUCACCAUUCUUUAUCUGAA